UACUAAUGGUGUGAUUUGUCAUGUUCUGUCAUACAAAUUUGAGUUCUAAGGAUCAGUUUUUAGAACAAGCAAAAGCUGCUCGUCUAGAAAGAGCACAAGAAAAGAAAAGAGAACAAUCUGCUAUAUGUAUACAGUCACAUGUUCGACGCUAUCUAACAAGAUUGAAAUUAAAAAGUAAAAUUCGUAAAGAAUUUGAUGAAAUAUUUACUGAAGUAAGAGAAAAUGAUGGAAAGACAUCUUUGUCUGCAUAUGAAAUGUUUAAAGUUAUUAGAAAAUUUCUUUUUAUACUUGAAGAGGAAGAGGAUAAACAACGAUUUGAAACUGUUUGUAGAUAUGUUAUCACUAGUAUGGAUAAUAAUUCUUUGCAGCAAAGUUACAUAUCAGUAGCAUUGAAUAAAGAAGAAGCUGUUCUAUGGAUUCAACAAAUUAAAGCAUUGUUAUGGCAAUGUUGUAUUUACCUGAAACAUCUAAAGCCUGAAUGCCCCCAAGAUACAAAACCAUUAAUGUUGUAUCUCCAUAUGCUGGUUACUUUUACAAAUGCCAAUACAUGGAAAGUGUUUAAAGAUUGGCAAGGAGAUGCUUUAAAGAUUGCAAUGAAUCAACUUUGUGCAAAUAUUAUGAGUUAUUUAGUUACAAAAGGAAUGUAUGCUAAUCUACAGAUUAUAUUAAUUAAAGGAAUUGUUCGGUCAAAGCCUAGUUUAAAGAGAGCAGCUCUAUUAGCAAUUACAAAUCUUGCAAUUAGACCAUUAGUGGCAUGGCAAUUUUCAGAGAAUAUAAUGAAUCUUUUCCUUCUUCAUAUUUUAUCAGUACCAGCUUUGUUUCAUCAUUUAUCUAAUAUAUCACCAGAGUGUAUAACUGUUUUUUUAAGUCAUGGUAUUUUUAAGAAAAGCUUGGAAUUGCUUAUGACUGAACAAAAUACAAGGAUAUUAUUUAAUGUUCUUGAAGGAAAUUAUGCUCUUUGUCUGCUUGAGUUAUUUCACGUACUUCAUGAAGCUCAUUUGGCUAUUGGACACGGAGGACGUGAUAGAAUGUUGAAAGAACUUUCAAUCAAAUACAAAAAUGUUACACGUCAUGAUAUUGAACUGUACAUCCACCUUUGUGAACCUUGCCAGAAAAAACAGAAAGGUAUUAAAAAGGGCAUUGUUGUGAAACCUAUGAUUUUUUCCGAAUUUAAUUCCCGUUGUCAAGUAGAUCUUAUUGACUUUCAGUCUCAGCCAGAUAGAGAAUACAAAUUUAUUAUGGUGUACCAAGAUCAUCUCACAAAAUUUGUGAUUCUUAAGUCUCUAACGUCGAAAAGAGCUGAAGAAGUAUUAUCAAAUAACCUUUUGGACUUUAUGAAUGUUAUUACUCGAUUAUUGGAAAGUUGCCAAAAAUAUGUAGUAAAUAAGCAGUCAAAUUUAACUCAUUGGCAUCCGAUACUUGGUUGGUUUGCACAAAGCAUUGAUCAUGGUCUCCAUGAAUCUUUAAUAUAUGUGAAAAAACAACUGCAAUUAUUGUGGAGUGGACAAAUGAUAAAAGUAGUUUUUUCUCAUUUAUUUGAAAUGAAUGCUAACAACACUGGAAAUUUAUCACAAACUUCUGUUUCUACAACUGAAAAUUCUGUCCAGCAGUCUCCAUCUAGAUCUUCCAGUAUGUGUUCUGGAUAUCAUUGCCAAGAAAAGUGUCUAUGUAUCAUACAUUUUUAUGUUUUUCAGAAUGUUAUUACUCGAUUAUUGGAAAGUUGCCAAAAAUAUGUAGUAAAUAAGCAGUCAAAUUUAACUCAUUGGCAUCCGAUACUUGGUUGGUUUGCACAAAGCAUUGAUCAUGGUCUCCAUGAAUCUUUAAUAUAUGUGAAAAAACAACUGCAAUUAUUGUGGAGUGGACAAAUGAUAAAAGUAGUUUUUUCUCAUUUAUUUGAAAUGAAUGCUAACAACACUGGAAAUUUAUCACAAACUUCUGUUUCUACAACUGAAAAUUCUGUCCAGCAGUCUCCAUCUAGAUCUUCCAGUAUGUGUUCUGGAUAUCAUUGCCAAGGCAUUUUCAAAAAAGCAUUGGAAAGAGCAUCAUCUACAAGGUCAGGAAAUAUAAGAUAUAAGAGAUUAGGUAGUCCUGAAACUACAGUUGUAGCUUUAACAUGUUGUCUUUAUGAAACUGCUCUUGCAACACUAACUCAAAUGAAAUUGGACAUUCUUACAGGUCUUUGUUAUCAAGAUAUGGUUCUACCUAAUCUCUGGAAAUUUAUUUGUAGUCUUGGCCCUGGAAAUGGUUUAAAAGCUUUCCUUGAUCAUUUAGCAAUUACUACAAAAACAUGCAGUCCUGAGUUUCAGAUUCUCAUUUUAUUUUGUGAUUGUGCUACACAUCUUGUAACAAUUUUAGAUGAUCUUGAAAUGUAUGAACAGCAGAAACCUUUUACUUUAGAAGAAUUAGCUUCUAUUUCAACCUUUCUUAAUCAGUUAGUAUUUAAAUUAAUCUGGAACAGUCUUAUAGAUGUCAAAUUAGUAAACAUCAACCCACUAUUGACUUCGGCACAUACUUUAUUAAUGUUACUUUACAAACGAGAUUGUAGAAGAAGUUAUACUUCACCUGAUCAAUGGCUUAUCAAAGAUAUAAAAGUUAGCUCAUUCAUGAAUGAUCUUGAAAAAGGAAAGAAAACAGCACAGAUCUUAAUGCAGAAAGUUCCACAUAUUGUUCCUCACAAAGAAAGAGUUGUACUUUUUCGAAAAUAUGUUAACAAUGAAAAAGCAGUGUUAGGUCUUACAGAAUCAGCCUGUGCUUCUCCACAAUCUACUUUAAUUACAGUACAUCGGUCUCGCAUUGUUGAGGAUGGAUACCAACAGUUGGCAAUGCUACCACCUCAGUCUUUAAAAGGUGUCAUCAGAGUGAAAUUUAUUAAUGAACAAAUUACUAGUGAGCAGCGUCUGUAUCCAUCUCCAACAUCAUAUAUACAAGAAAGUCAUCUUUCAUUGUUUGAAUUUGUAGGAAAAAUGCUUGGAAAAGCAGUUUAUGAGGGAAUUGUUGUAGAUGUUCCUUUUGCAUCUUUCUUUUUAAGUCAAGUAUUAGGCCAUCAGCACAGUGCUCUGUACAGUUCAAUAGAUGAGCUACCAUCUCUUGAUCCAGAACUAUAUAAAAGUUUGACAUAUAUAAAGCAUUAUAAGAAUGAUAUACAAGAACUGGAUCUUACAUUUUCCUUGGAUGAAGAUUUUAUGGGAAAAUUAAUUACCCAUGAAUUGAUUCCCGGUGGAAAAGCUGUACCAGUAACAAAUGAAAACAAAAUUAGUUAUAUACAUCAUAUGGCUCAUUUUCGAAUGCAUGUGCAAAUACAUGAACAAACAACGGCAUUCAUUCGUGGUUUUCGAUCAUUAGUUAAUCCAGAUUGGUUAACAAUGUUUUCAACUCCAGAAUUACAGAGACUUAUCUCAGGAGAUAAUACUCCUAUUGAUUUAAUAGAUUUGAGACGAAAUACUAAAUAUUUCGGCGGAUUCCAUAAUAAUCACAGAGUUAUUAAUUGGUUAUGGGAUAUACUUGAAAAAGACUUCACUCCAGAAGAACACAGGUUAUUUUUAAAAUUUGUUACAAGUUGUUCAAAACCACCACUUUUAGGAUUUGCUCAUUUAGAACCAUCAUUUUCAAUUAGAUGCGUGGAAGUUAGUGACGAUCAGGAUACAGGCGAUACAGUUGGAAGUGUAUUAAGAGGAUUUUUCACAAUUAAUAAAAAAGAUCCAGUGAAUAGAUUACCUACUUCAUCCACAUGUUUUAAUCUGCUUAAACUGCCAAAUUACCAAAAAAAGAGCACUCUAAGAGAAAAGUUACGAUAUGCCAUAACCAGUAAUACUGGUUUUGAACUUUCAUGAUAUGACAUGUUGAUCAAGUAUUUAUGUAACAACUGUGAUUAUUUAACAUAUAAUACACAGACCAUAUCAAUAGAAAGCCAAUUACAAAAUAUGUGAACAAUGAAAAAGUUAAAUAGUAUAAAUAUAUAUUAUAUAUAUUUAUCAUUAUGCAAUUAUAAUAAUUCAAGGAUUUUAUUAAUAAAGAUA
Molecule: messenger RNA, 4016 nt
Organism: Centruroides sculpturatus (bark scorpion)
Lineage: Eukaryota; Metazoa; Arthropoda; Arachnida; Scorpiones; Buthidae
Product: ubiquitin-protein ligase E3B-like
Exons: 29
Coding region: 21-3830 (1269 amino acids)
Biological process (GO): protein polyubiquitination; ubiquitin-dependent protein catabolic process
Molecular function (GO): protein binding; ubiquitin protein ligase activity
Source: RefSeq, a predicted model, not a curated record